ACUGACUACUGAGUAACACUACUCGAAUUUCGCAACUUUUGUUAGUUUUGUAUUUCAGUGCGUCUUUUCAUAUUUGCGGUUAGUGCUUGAGGCUGCCAUACUGAUUCAGCACUGGAGAAAAAAUCGAUAGUUUUCGAAGUUGGUCACCAUGUCGCAAAAGAAUAACGAUGGACGAGAGGAGGCAGCGGACGAAGCUGGGAACUCAGAACCAUCGUCUUCUUUGACAAACAUGGAUGCUCCGGAAGGCAGCCCUGCUUCACCCAGCACGAGCAAUCAGACGGGUUUUCGUGCAGAAUUCGAUGUGUUGGAUCUAGUGGUGCCUGUUCGAAGUGGCGAGCGUAAUGAUAUAGAAGGGGAGUUGUUCUCAAACGAUUUGAACGUGGAAUCUCCGCCACCACCCGAAAAUGCAGUGGACGAUAUGGCAAGCCCAUCAGUGAUUGUUGCUUCCAGCAGUUCCACAUCGGGAUUUCUCCCGGAUAUUCUUGGCGAAGAACGUCAAUCGAGCGCUCGAGAGGAGUUAGUGGCCAAAAUGCGUAAACUGGAAAGGCUAGAACAUAGUGCAAAGGAGCUGUUAAAUAAAUAUGAAACGAUUGGAGAUUUGGAAGGCCAGCAGAACGUUUUGGGUAUGAUGGAGAAAUUGUACUCACAGCGCGAAACGAUAGAGGUUCAAAUGGCGGAAGUUGGCUCGACGCGUUCUCGAAACGAAGAAGUGCGCGAAAAUAAGCCCCGCCUCCCUGCGACUCGCAACCGUUCGCAAAGUCCGGAACAACCUCUAAAUUUAGUUCGAAAGCGCCCAUCAGCAGACCGCACAAAUCGCCCGCAGAUCAAGCUUAUGCCACUCCGGAAUUCUGUCGAAACCAAGCAAGAAUCCGCGCAUGCAGAACAGAGUGAGCCGGUUGAUCAGCCGACAAGAAUUUUACGGCAGAACAUUCAAGAUAUUCAUGUCCGUAAAGGAGAAUUGGAUAGAAUCGUUAGACAUCUGCAUUCGCUAACUGAAGAUUGUAGAACAAACUCAGAUCGCACGCGAUUGUCUCAACUUAUUAAAAGACACGAAGAAAGUAUAACUGAAUUGGAUGCUACCCUUGCCGAUGCAGAGAAAACGUUGGCUGCAAUGGAAAAACUGGAACGGAAUCAAACAGUUGUGCGAAGUGCUUUGGAGCGUGCAGGAUCCAGUGCUCCGAUGCCACUAGCAGCUCAGGAAGAAGAAAGUGAGGAUGAUACGCCGUCCGAUGUCAAUCAUUUGCUUGAAUUAAGAGCCAAACUGCGAAACAUGCAGCAGAAGCUGAGUACAUAUUCCGGUGAGGAUCAAGCUAAUACUGCCAGUGGUCCUGCAGCCGGCGUGACUCGUGGUGAGAUUCCGCCCGAUUCAAGUCACAAACCUCAAAGUAGUUCGGCAUCUCAGCGGGAAAUGGCCAGUCAGUAUCGCUCGCACCCACUGGCACCGUCACAGGAGAGAGGGUUACGAUCGUCCGUCGUCCAGACUGUCGAAAAUGACCUCGGGGACAUGUCGCGUUUUCGAUCAGUAGGUUCGCAGUUUUCGAGUGGCAAGAAUUCACUGAGCAACCAGGAGCGGGCGCGUGAGGACUUUGCCGGCGGGAACUUUAGAACGGCGCCACCGGAGGCAGUUUACGGACCGGGUGCCUUCCGACAGAACGACCCAGUAUGGUGCAAUCCGAACGCUACAUUUCGCUAUCCUGGCGAACCGUAUGGAGUGCGGCAUCAGUGUAUACCAGAUUCGCAGCCGCCUCUUAGAAUGUUGAACAAUUCGCCUCGCUCCCAACGUACCACGGACGGUAGAUUUCCUUCCGAAACUGGCGCUCUGCAUAACGAAUUAUAUGGAUUAAGCUCUAAAACUGGCGAUGGUUACUUCGUGAUCGAUAAUAUUCAUGGACGGACUUCCGAAAGUUUGGGCCGCGCACCUGGGCGUCGAGAAGAGCAUUCGUCAGAAAGCGAUCGCGAAAAUUCGGACCUUAACGAUCCCUUAUAUAACCGGAUUCGGAGUGAAAAUUGGGUUAAACAGACCAAUCCAAGUUAUCGAAAUGACCUUAGCGUGCCUAAUAAAAAUUCCAACGAAAGAAGAAAUGAUUCCACUCGUUCUCGUGCAUCGAAUUAUCAGGAUCACGCACCUGUGUUAAAUGACAGAGACUAUGGUGCGAGCAAGUGCGAACCAUCAUACGAAAACAGACCGACCCGUGAUAUGCCUGUACCGGAAGUUGUGGCAUCCCUCCAAGUUAUUAUGGCGGAGCAGCAGAAGAUCUUGAACAGUUGUGCGCAGUUUGUAUCCAAGCCGUCCGUAAACUAUGACAGAUGUAGGGCUCAAGCGGAUCUGGUGCGACAAUCUCCCGGUGGCCGUGGAAAGAAAUCCGAAAGUGCCGCCAGGGAUGCACAAACCACCAUGAAUAAUUCACUUCGGUUGCAUGGACGAAAAGAAUUAGAUGCAGACACUGCACUGCUCAAUAAUCAGCGACGAGAAGGCGAAGCCUAUCCGUACGCUGUAUCCCCUUCAUCUUUGCGCCAGGAGUCGUUUUCACAACAAUGUGAAGGCGGGCCAGUCACUGGACACCACGCUGAUUAUCCAGUACGUAAUCCAUCGUUUUCCGAAGGAAAGCCGCCUGGUUUCAGUCACAGCUUUGGAAAUCCAGAUCGAAGAAAUCGCCGAUCGCAAACUAGAGGUACUGAAGCAAACUCGCCACAGAUACCUGUCAGUGAAGUGCACACGGAUAAAGGAUUGGUUAGCCUGAUGAACCAAAUCUUGAAAGAUUAUCGGAACGAUUUGGGUUCUUUGCACUUUAUGCUGGACUCAAUUGCCUCUCUGAAGUCUAGUACUUCGCGGGCUACGGUAGCGUCGCAGUUGGGGCUGCUGGCAACCGCAGAGCUUGACAAAGCUAGACAGAACGAGAAAAGCCAUCAUCGUCAUCCUUCGGGCCUAUACGGAACUGGAGUCGAAAGUCUGCCAACGCAUGAUUCAACACGUGUUAUGUUACCAAAUGCGGGAAACAAAAGCGCUUACGGAAAUGCAUUUUAUCCACAGAUGACCGAUGCUACAGUGGGGUAUGGCUCAUCCGAACACCCGAUUGAGCCGAUGGUGCCUUCCGCACCGAUGGAUGCUUUCUUUCGUCGAAGUGUUGCUUCGCCGGGUUUGAUGGGAAGUGCACGAGAACUGGAGUCUGCGAGACUCUUUCCAUGGGAUGCAGCACGCAACGACUCGUCGCGAGCGCGGAUGGCUUCUCUUGGAUUGUGGCAGCCACCAAGAAUGGACGGUUUGACGCCGUCACAGUCACAGGGGCCACAACAACAUACGUUGCCGUCCUUUUUCGGUGGGAAUGCGGGAUCGGCUCAAGCCCAAGCAAAUAAUACGACAGAAGAGCGACUUUUGAUCGAAACAGAUGGUGAUUCGUUCGACGUUCCUCGACAAAACUUACGCCGUCCGGCAACUGCAGCCGAACAGGCGCGUGCUAAUCUGGAGACAUCUGGUGCAAGAUCUAAUGACAGACAGGAAAACCUAUCUGGAGCUAGUGGCAGUAAUGGAGAUUUUGAUAUUAUUAACUAUUAUGGGAACUCUUUGGAUCGCAACGGAGAUUUUGACGAAGGCCGCUGAGCAGUAAUUGGAGAAACGAAAUGUCCAACUAAUCAUUUACCGGGAAUCUCGUGGGUUCUUUGUGUGAACAGUUAUGUUUAUUUAGGUUACUGAAUUGCGGUGUCGCUUUUUGCUUUGCUCGAUGCUUUGGUUUAAAAAAUGGUUCAGCGUUUGCCGGCGAUGCUGUUGACGUUCAUUUUGCAUAAUUAUGUUGUAUUCAGUUGGUUUUGGACUGACAAAUAAUACUAAAUUAUAACAAUAUUUGACUGAUUUCACAAAAACAACAAACUAUGACGAUGAAAAAAUAAAAUAUGUCAUCGCG
Molecule: messenger RNA, 3899 nt
Organism: Paramacrobiotus metropolitanus
Lineage: Eukaryota; Metazoa; Tardigrada; Eutardigrada; Parachela; Macrobiotidae
Exons: 25
Coding region: 149-3598 (1149 amino acids)
Source: RefSeq, a predicted model, not a curated record